Molecule: messenger RNA, 1766 nt
Organism: Tilletiaria anomala UBC 951
Lineage: Eukaryota; Fungi; Basidiomycota; Exobasidiomycetes; Georgefischeriales; Tilletiariaceae
Exons: 2
Coding region: 395-1477 (360 amino acids)
Molecular function (GO): nucleic acid binding
Source: RefSeq, a predicted model, not a curated record
CUAAUUCGUUCGCGCCCAACUGGCCCCCCGAAAGAGCAGGGAGCGUGUGCCGUCAGAGCCCUCAAGGAGUCAGAGCAGUCUCGAUAAGCUUGUUGGAUCCGCUUUUGGCCUCUCUUCACAGCAUUGACUUGUGGGCGCUCGCGCCAUCGUCCAACAUGCCACCGUUGAGCCGCCUGACAAGCUCCAAGCCUGUUCUCACCAAUAGUCAGUGACCCUGCGGCACAAUGUAUCCACGUUUCAGGAACCGGGUCUUUUACUAACAAGUAUUGCGAACAAGCACAUGGGCGAGGUGCAGAGGCAGCCCGGUGUCAGGCCUGACCUAGCAACGAUGCUCGAUGGAUGCUUCUAGACAGCUCCCCGAUCUUUGAGCGCUGACGCUGCCUGGCGGCUUUGAAUGCGCCACACACGCGUCCCUACAUAUAUCGAGCAAAUCCCACUCACCAUCUCCAUCUCUCUUCCCCCGGGAGAAAGCUCAGCGAGCCUCCUUGCUCGUCUGAUAAUCGCCAAGAUGACAUCCUACGCUUGGUCUGCCCCAUUGCCGAGAACCGUACUCGUCGAUACCUUGCAGGGUAUCGACACGAUGAUGAAGAUACUCAACUCGACGUCGUGCAUAUCGCGACUAUCGACCAAGGGGGUCGAUUGCAGCAGGAAGGGCGUGCUGUCCAUCUUGAUCAUCUGGACUGUGCCACCAGAAGAGGAGGAUCAGGGCGACUGCUUCAUCAUUGACAUUCUUCGGCUGGGCCCAAGCGCUUUCGGCAACUCCGACAGCACCACAGGCCUACGCAGCUGGCUCGGAGACGGACAGCGUCAGAAGAUGGUGUUCGACACGCGAAAUCUCGCAGACGCCCUGCUAUGGCACUUCGGCGUGCCCCUACGUGGCAUUCAAGAUCUGCAACUCUGGCAAUUAGCAACCAUGCAUCCUUCCAAACGCGCUUACAAUCCUGGUCUGAUGCUGUCGAUCACGAGGUGCCCGGCUUUGUCCCAACGCAGCCGUCUUCUCUUUGGUCAACUGGCCAGCGAAUUCCGGGCAGAAUAUCUUGGCACGCCCUCCACAGCAGCGCAGUACAGUACUAUGACAAGGCCGAUUGAUGACCACCUCACAUUAUUCUGCAUCUACGACAUCUUCUUCUUCCCGGAUCUGUUUGCAUUUCAGCAGAGUCGAUGCGGAGGACUAUGGCAGGAACGAAUUGCUGACGCCACAGCAUCGCGCCUAGGCCUCAUCGAAAGCCACGAUUAUCAGCCAUACGCCCCUGAAAGGCGCAUCUCCCCUUUUUGUGAGCCUCAAAAACCGCCUCAGUCUCCUCACAGUGCGUUCGUCACUCCGCCGGGCUUGCACAGAUGGAGCGUCACAAGCCCAUCCACAGAUUCUGAUGCCAGCAGCUUUUGGUCAGCGCCGAUGUCAACCGCCUCCUCCGAGACCGAAGUUGAAGAGCCGAGCUACACUCCGCCAUCCAAGAGCGCAGAGUACCGAGCAUAGCAACGGUCUAUACCCCCUUAUGCCGGAAAACACAAGCUUGUCUUUGCCUUGCUAACUGUUUGCUGAACGAAACGAAUCGCCCAGUAUUCGACCAUCCGCUCAUCAGCCGUUCGACUUCGGGGAUCGAGCGAAGCGACUUCGACUUAUGGCCAUGGCGAUGUAAUGCAGCACAAUUUGUUCUCGAUAACACCGCUCUCGCAGAGGCGCAAGCGCAAGGCCAUAAAAAGUGAGCUUGAUGGCUCGAAGGGAGGCUGAUCUGACCAUGAAAAAAGGAGCUUGUCAAGCAGGA